AGCCGAAUUUCCAAAUUGUUUCGUAUCUCAGAACAGACAGUUAAAAAAAAGACCCGAAACUUAAAUUUACACAGACUAAAACUAUUUGGUACAUUUUUUAAUUUUUGGUGUUUUGCAUUGUUUAUCGAUUGUUGCUGGCAUUCGCUUGAAGUAAUUGACGUGACUUUGCGGUGGGACCAAAAGCCAAUCAUGUUGCUUCUUGGGGUGAUUAGCUUCCUUUGGGACACGAUUACGAAUUAUGUUGCCAAACUCAUGGACAAGGUCUAUGAGUCGAAUUAUGUUAUGGCUCUGUUUAGCUGCGUUAUGGCCACGAUUUUGGUGGCACACUUGAAAUCGGCGACGGUUAUAUUGAAUCAAAUGCGGCCCAAGCACCGUGCGCAGGUAAUAGAGCGACAGCCGUCGCCAAUUAACAUUGUUAGCUGCGUGACCCAGAAACUGAAGCUGCAGGAAUCGCUACGCUGGUUCAGCUACGACGAGCUGCCACCGGCGGUGAUACUCGAGAACAAUGGCUGCACGGUGAUCAUGCGCAUUUCCUGUUCCCCGGAAUAUACACCAUACAUUACGGGUGGAAAUUUGCCAGGAAACUACUAUUUUAUGGAGGCUUCGUUCAAGUGGAACUCGGAGCACUCGAUUGACUCGCACAACUAUGCCAUGGAGAUGCAGGUGUUGCAUGCCGCAAACAUGAGCGAUGUCCCCUACGAAUUCCUAACGGUAUCCUAUAUGUUCGACUUGGGACUGCAGAAGAACUGUAUGUUCGAUAAGAUCAUCAACAAUUUGGCCGCCAUUCGCAGAGCCGGCUCGGCGAUCGAGCUGCCGCCCUUCGACCUGGCCACCAUGAUGUGGCGCUUCGGCAGCGACUAUUACAGCUAUCGCGGCACCUAUACCAACGGCAGUUUCGCUCUGCCCAGCCAAUGGCUCAUUUGCACGCGCACCUUCUACAUCUCCGCCGAGCAAUUGGCUCGCUUCCGAGAUAUUUGCGAUGUGUACGGUAGGAAAAUCAUGUGGAACGCCCGCCAGAGGAAGCCGCUGGGCAAUCGUCGCGUUGCAUUGAAUUGUUCGUAGUAGAGAAAGAGAGAGGGAGCGUUAGUGAGGCAGAG
Drosophila navojoa is the source of this 1097-nucleotide messenger RNA. It is a transcript of the gene CAH14, whose product is annotated as Carbonic anhydrase 14. NCBI's taxonomy places the organism in Eukaryota, Metazoa, Arthropoda, Insecta, Diptera, Drosophilidae. Gene Ontology annotation, cellular component: cytoplasm. Gene Ontology annotation, molecular function: carbonate dehydratase activity; zinc ion binding. The record is from RefSeq and is a predicted model, not a curated record.